AGGGAGGAAAAAAGGGGCGGGGCCGAGCGGGCGCGCGCGCGCGAGGAUGUGAAGAUGGCGGAGCUGCAGAUGCUGCUGGAGGAGGAGAUCCCGGGAGGGCGCCGGGCCCUCUUCGAUAGCUAUACCAACCUCGAGCGGGUCGCAGAGUACUGCGAGAGCAACUACAUCCAGUCAACAGAUAAACAACGGGCCCUAGAAGAAACCAAAGCAUACACAACUCAGUCUUUAGCUAGCGUAGCUUAUUUGAUCAACACCUUGGCCAACAAUGUUCUCCAGAUGCUGGAUAUCCAGGCGUCGCAGCUUCGGCGCAUGGAAUCUUCAAUCAACCACAUUUCACAAACCGUUGACAUACACAAAGAAAAAGUGGCUAGAAGAGAAAUUGGCAUCUUGACUACUAACAAAAAUACUUCAAGAACUCACAAAAUCAUUGCGCCAGCCAAUCUGGAGAGACCAGUUCGUUAUAUUAGAAAACCUAUUGAUUAUACAAUUUUAGAUGAUACUGGGCAUGGGGUAAAGUGGUUGCUUAGAUUUAAGGUUAGUACACAGAAUAUGAAAAUGGGUGGUCUCCCUCGUACCACACCUCCCACCCAGAAACCACCCAGUCCACCAAUGUCAGGGAAAGGAACCAUUGGGCGCCACUCUCCCUAUCGCACACUGGAGCCAGUGCGUCCUCCAGUGGUACCAAAUGACUAUGUACCUAGCCCAACCCGUAAUAUGGCUCCCUCGCAGCAGAGCCCUGUUAGAACAGCUUCUGUGAAUCAGAGGAAUCGCACUUACAGCAGCAGUGGAAGCAGUGGAGGGAGUCACCCCAGCAGUCGGAGCAGCAGUCGAGAGAACAGUGGAAGUGGGAGUGUAGGAGUUCCUAUUGCUGUCCCUACUCCAUCCCCGCCUAGUGUGUAUCCAGCCCCUGCCAGCUCGGCUGGCACUUCUCCCCUUCCUGCUACUUCUGUCCCUGCUCCCACCACUCUCACUCCUGCUACCGUCCCAUCCUCCGCUGCCCCAGAUGCUGCUGCCACUACUGCCGCAGGGGCUCAACCUCUAGCUGAUUGCUUCACCUCUCCAACUCCCCCUGCUGCCUCUUCCGCUCCUUCUGCAGGCCAUACCGUUCAGUUCUAUAGCAUGAAUAGACCGGCUACGCGGCAUACCCCUCCAACAAUAGGGGGCUCCCUGCCCUACAGGCGUCCCCCCUCCAUCACUUCACAGAACAGCCUUCAAAACCAAGUGAAUGGAGGGCCCUUUUAUAGCCAGAACCCAGUAUCUCUUGCACCUCCUCCUCCCUCUAUCCUACAGGUAACUCCUCAGUUACCACUGAUGGGAUUUGUGGCCAGAGUUCAGGAAAAUAUUUCGGAGACUCCUCCACCCCCACCCCCUGUAGAUGAACCAGUCUUUGAUGAAUCUCCCCCUCCACCACCUCCUCCAGAAGAUUAUGAAGAGGAAGAAGCAGCUGUGGUGGAAUAUAGUGAUCCAUACGCUGAAGAGGAUCCCCCCUGGGCACCGAGGACCUACUUGGAGAAAGUUGUGGCGAUCUAUGACUACUCUAAAGACAAGGAGGACGAACUCUCCUUUCAGGAAGGUGCCAUCAUUUAUGUCAUUAAGAAAAAUGAUGAUGGUUGGUAUGAAGGUGUCAUGAACGGAGUGACCGGACUCUUCCCAGGGAACUACGUGGAGUCCAUCAUGCACUACUCGGAGUGAAGACUGCCGUGGAGGGCAAGAGGCACCCUUGCCCCUUGCUUGCCAAGAGACUGUGGGCUUCCCCAGACCUCCACCGGCCCUGGGAGAGACCCUGGCAUGUGAACUGAAGGAUGGGAGGAACGAAGGAAAGAUCAUUGUAACAAAAACACUCAAGUUUAUUUUCUUUGAUUCUUGGUUUUACUUCCCCCUCCCUUUUUAUAAAAUAGUGAUUUCAGUUGUUUUGAAGAAGUGGCUCUUCCAUUUCUGCCAGCAGUGGCAGAGCUGAGCAUUGUGACAGAUUUUAAUAAGCAGAUCCAUUCAGGCCUAGAGUCAGGAGAUGCAAAGAGCUUGCCAAUUAACUGAUCCAUUGCUCAAAUUGUGACCCAUUCAAUCUAGACAUGGGAUUUUUCUCAGGAAUAAUUGUAAGCCCUGGGUAUUGGGACACCCCAAGUACCAAUGUGGAAGGCUUGGCUUUGAUAGGCCAUUGAUUCCCUUGCCCCCUGCCCCAGCCUGCCCUCCCAGUCUCCCUACACUACACACUUUUAACUGCUGUGAAGUAGUAUUGUGCUGACAAACAUCUGGAUCUCAGGUUGGUUCCUUGCGUCUCUAAAUCAAGUAGUUGUUCAGCACAUGUAGCCUGAUCUGAACAUGCAAGGAGCUAGUCUCCGAUUCAGCUGCCUCUUACAUUUGGCAGUGUAUAAGGAUGUCAUAUUGGAGAUGGUCUCCUAGUUAUGUGGAUCCUUUUCAAGCACAAACAUGGCCACUCUCAUAUGGUUAAAUUACUUUUAAGGUGUUGAAGGAAGGUCCUGAAGGAAGAUAAUAUGUCAACAUUAAAGAUUAGGUUAUGUUUGAUUUUACAGGCAGCCAUAUUCUGUUUCCCAGUUUGCAAAAUAUUGUGAGAAUGGUUUACACCUUCUUGCCUGAUGUUCUCCAUGUUGUUCAGUUACUGCUUUCAGAUCAUGUGUGUGCCAGAUGUGGUGGAUAUGCACUUCAGCCCUCAGCCCUGGUACUUCUCACUGAGACUCGAUGUGGUCUUCUGGAAUCACCUCAUGUUUUAUAAAUUGGGAAAUUAGAACUUGGGGGAACAAGUAUAUCUAGGGAAGGGAAAAGUUUUGAGUUUAUUAUAUGGUUCAGAUAAAGCCCUAAUCAACUCAAAUAUUUAUCACCAUGUACAUCAUUUGUCCAUUUCCAGAUCUUGGAAGCUAUUGCAAAUAUUGCCCAGUGUCGGAUGAUUUUGCAAGGAUUUCAAAGGGCUCGCUUUUUUCUGGUUUUCUUUGAACACUAAUUGGAAACUGAUGAGAACCAUUGCUCUCUUCCACCCCCAUUGAGAUGGUUGUUUUUCCAAUAUGUCAAUGGAACCCUUCUAUGACAGCUCUCGGGAUUUUAGGACCACACUGGAUGAUACAUGAAAUGUAGGUGUAUUUGAUUAAUCAGCAGCUAUUGAAGUUCUCGAGCAGGAUUGUGCCUGAGAUGAGUGAAAAUGUGGAAAGAAGCGAAAUGUAGAAAGAAGUUCAUGUUGUUUGCAGGAGCAGCUUCUGUGCUUUGGCAGAUAGACUAACCUGAGGGAAAGAAUUUUGCUGGGUCAGUGCAGUCUGUAUCUGUUCCAUUUUCAAUCCUAGUUCCACCUCUCACCCUUAAUACAAGGUAUGUGGACGUUGACCACACAUUUCUUGUAUCAUCUGAGUUGAUUACAAUGAUCUGUUAGGCUCCACAGACCAGAUGAGAAUGCAUUGAGAUGACACUUUAAAUAUGACGUACUAGCCUUUCUUCAACUAGCUCAAAAUUAAUUAAUCCAGCAAAACCCGGUUUUGUAUCUAGUUUUACAAUCUGUGCAGACUGUGUUGGUUUAACCACCACAGUAGGAGGGUUGUGGAACGUCUUUUUUGUUGUUGCUAGAGCCAUGAACAAACUUCAGGUAUUACCGAGAGUCAUUAUCCUGCUAUAGAUGGCUAUAGCCUCCAAGAUUACAGCUGCUUAUGUGGGUUAUCAGGGUGCUUGCAAAGGUUACAGAUUCAAAGCUUAAGACUAAGAUGCUCUCCUUUGACUACAUGCAUUGAAAUGGGAUCACAGUACUCACAGUUACUGUGAGUAACUGUGACCUUCCACAUGAUUUUAUCCUUCCACAUGAUUUUAUCCUACUACUGUCAUCAGUCAUCAGAGCCAGUGAUGGUGGAUUAUGGAAACUACAGUUGAAAAACAUAUGAACUGAUAUAUUUGGGGAGCUGAAAUAUAGUUUGGCUAGGUGGAGCCACCUCCAUUAAGAGUAGGUUCACAUUGUGGUUCUUCAAGCUCUAGAAGGAUGGAACAUUUUCAGUGUGCCAGAGGUUUGAAAACAGGUUUAUUGGUACUAUCUGGAAACGUUCAAUGAGAUACCUUUUUUGAGAUAGCUCAUGACCCGAAUGAAAUUAUUAGCCAUGAUUUGCAUUA
Anolis sagrei ordinatus is the source of this 4098-nucleotide messenger RNA. RefSeq names its product abl interactor 2 (gene ABI2). Gene Ontology annotation, molecular function: signaling adaptor activity; SH3 domain binding. Gene Ontology annotation, biological process: neuron migration. Gene Ontology annotation, cellular component: actin-based cell projection; lamellipodium; SCAR complex. NCBI's taxonomy places the organism in Eukaryota, Metazoa, Chordata, Lepidosauria, Squamata, Anolidae. The record is from RefSeq and is a predicted model, not a curated record.